AUGAGCAACAAAAUGUGGGAGGUUGAUCCCGAAACCAAGAGCAAGCUCCUAGACAUCCAAAAGACCAACGAGAACAACCGCUGCGUCGACUGCGGUGCUCCCAGCCCGCAAUGGUUCGGCAUCUUCUUCUGUCUGUCCUGCUCUGGUACCCACCGCUCUCUCGGCGUCCACAUCUCCUUUGUGCGAUCAAUCACCAUGGACUCGUUCAAAGUCCAGGAGGUCGAGCGCAUGUCCAAGGGCGGCAACAAGCCUUGGAAGGACUUCUUCGAUGCUCACGAAUCAAACUCCCUCCAAGGCCGCACCUUUGACGAAUGCACCAUCCAGGAACGCUACGACAGCGACGCCGGUGAGGAGUGGAAAGAGCGCCUGACCGCAAAGGUCGAGGGCAAGGAAUACGUACCUGGCACAAAGAGCAGUGGCAUGGCUGCUCGCGCAAAGCCUGCCUCCUCGGCUUCGACCAGCAGAAGCCAAACUCCCCUUGGUGCCUCGUCUGCUGCUCCUCCCUCGCAAAAGGUCCAGAACGAAGCCUACUUUGCCCGCAUGGGCGCCGAGAACGCUCACAGACCGGACACUCUACAUCCUAACCAGGGCGGCAAGUACGCCGGUUUCGGCAGCGAGCCCAUGCCUUCGUCCUCCUCAAACUCGACCACAAUCCCUGGCGUGGAUGAUUUCCAGAAGGAUCCCGUCGCAGCACUCACAAAGGGGUUUGGUUGGCUGAGCAGCACCGUGACCAAACAAGCAAAGACCGGUUAUGAUGGUUGGGUCAAGCCCAACAUGCAGAAGGUCGAAGCCGAUCUUGCUGCCCAGGCACGCAUGACAGCAGCACAAUUGGGUCAGGGUCUGCAGACAAGCACAAAGACAGCCGCCGAGACCUUUAACCGCUUCGUUGAGGGUGACGAGAGACUGACACCCAAGGGAGGCAAAGGUCCAGCAGCAGACAAGCGAGACUUCUGGGACAGUUUUGGUGACGCCCCUCAGGGACCUGCAAACGACAAGAAGGACUUCUGGGACGACUUUGCUGCUGCUGGUGAGACUGCAACACAGAAGAAGGCCGCUUCCUCCAGUAUAGGGACGAGCGCCAUGAAGAAGCCUACAAGUUCACAGCAAAAGUCGAGCGAUGAUACUUGGGGCGACUGGUAG
Messenger RNA from Aureobasidium vineae, 1140 nucleotides. NCBI's taxonomy places the organism in Eukaryota, Fungi, Ascomycota, Dothideomycetes, Dothideales, Saccotheciaceae. The record is from the annotation of a GenBank genome assembly.